Messenger RNA from Penicillium odoratum, 2214 nucleotides. RefSeq names its product TTC39/IML2 family protein. The transcript has 4 exons. Bases 1 to 2214 code for a protein of 737 amino acids. NCBI's taxonomy places the organism in Eukaryota, Fungi, Ascomycota, Eurotiomycetes, Eurotiales, Aspergillaceae. The record is from RefSeq and is a predicted model, not a curated record. Gene Ontology annotation, cellular component: cytosol; mitochondrial outer membrane; nucleus.
AUGCUCCGUGUUGGGUCCUGGCUAUAUGGCAAAAAGCCGGCCAAUGCGUCUCAGUCAAUGGAUUCAUUGGCUGAAUUGAGAGACUCUGCAACCUUUAUUCUCAAUGACGACGUCGAAAGUGCUGAAGAUGGUCUCGCUAAGGGAGACUCAACCUUUCACAAUUUGGGAAAAGGCAUGGUAGCAUUUGUUCGCGCAACCCUAGGCUUUGAACAGGAUAUUAUGAGACAAGGUCCGCAGGGAGAAAAGUCCACAUGUCCAUUGAAUCCACGGCUGACACUUCCACCAGCAUCUGAACGAUUAAGCGAAGCGGAAACGAGCGCCUCGAACGAACAGCACCGCGCCCAGCAGAAUCCUAAUGCCCCGAAUGCCUUCCGCUCGGAGAUUUACGGCCCCGGCACAGAAUACGCUCUGUGCCAGGCUAUUGCACAGCUGCUGAGCGCCGUGGUCGGAGUCUUGAACGAGAGUUUGACAGAGAGCGUCAAGGCGUUCUAUCGACUGCGCAAGGCGUACAUUGCGUUGGAUGCAAUCUUGAAAAUGGAAGAGAAGUUUAUGGAAACCCACAGGCAGAAGCAAGGCCUCCUAGCUCGCUCCAGCGACCUUUCCAAAGCGAGUUCUAGUUCCGAUUCAAAGCUAGCAGAGACGUCUAGCAUGGCCUCGUCGCUCAAAGGUCCGUCCACGACUGUCAAUGGGGUGACUCCUUUGGAUGAUCUUUCGAACAGUGUCUCCGGCUUGAAAAUCGCGAAAAUCGCACAAGAAGCUGCCUCCGAGCCAGUUUCACGUACAUCCACUCCCGCCAGCUCGACUAAUAUUACCCAUGACCCCGACUCGGACAUUUUCAAAAAUGACAUCGACAUCUUUAUCCACUCCGGCGCCAAUUUCUGUUUCGGAAUUCUUCUGAUCCUCAUCUCCAUGAUUCCACCAUCUUUCGGCAAACUCCUAUCCAUCAUUGGGUUCCAUGGAGACAAGCAGCGCGGUCUAAGAAUGCUCUGGCAAGCUAGUAAAUUUCACAAUUUGAUCGGAGCCUUUGCUGCCUUGGGGGUCCUGGGCUAUUACAAUGGGUUUGUGCGGUACUGUGACAUCAUGCCAGAUCCGACCCCGGGCGAAGAUGAUGUUGAAGGCUACCCGGCCAAGAGAUUGGUGGGAUUGUUGGCAGAGAUGCGCACCAGGUUUCCAGACAGCCGGCUUUGGUUGCUGGAGGAAUCCCGUAUGGAGGGGGCGAACAAGAACCUAGAGGGUGCAUUGGAGCUUCUUUGUGAUAACAAAAAGAGUCCUUUGAAACAGGUGGAAGCACUCUGUGUGUUUGAGAAGAGUUUGAAUGCCUUGUUCUUGCACAAUUACUCCGCAUGCACGGACGCGUUUAUUGAGUGUGUCGAUCUCAACUCCUGGUCCCGAGCAUUGUAUUACUACAUUGCUGGAUCAUGCCAAGUUGCCCUCUACCGUCAGUCCCUCAAGGAUGAUCCCAAAAAGGCCGAGGAAUACGCCCAAAAAGCGAUCGAAUACAUCCGCAAAGCACCAUCCUUUGCAGGCAAGAAGAAGUUCAUGGCCCGCCAGCUGCCUUUUGACGUUUUUGUCACCCGUAAGAUCGCUAAAUGGGAGGCCCGAGCCAAGGAGUGGGAUGUUUCUCUGAUCGAUGCCAUUGGCGUGGAUCCCGUUGAGGAAAUGAUCUUCUUCUGGAAUGGACACAGCCGUAUGACCGACGGCCAGCUAGAGGAGUCAUUACAGCGACUGGCAUGGUGCGAGAGCGAUGCAAACCCGACCUGGUCGCGUGAAGGCGCCGAGGGGCAGGCCAUUUUGGACCUUCUGCGCGCUGCCGUAUACCGUUCUUUGCGCCAGAAUGAGAAGGCCAAGAGCAUUCUCAAGACCAAGGUUCUCAGUAAUGAAAAGUCGCUGUUCAAGGUUCAUUUGAACGAUAACUGGGUUCUUCCAGCUGCUCACUUCGAGAUGGCGGCCAAUCUGUGGAUGGAGCGUCCUGGUUACCAACCUUUGCAUGGGUCCUCCGGUAUUUCACAGAAUUCGCAGAAUGAGUCAUCUCCCGAAUCAGGCAACUCCAAUGCCUCUGGUGUCGAAGCCGAGAAAACGCUUGUCCAGCAGUGCAAACAACAUUUGGAAAGUGCAGCCAAGUGGGAGAGCUAUGAGAUGGAGGCCCGUAUUGGCCUGAAAGUUACUGCCGGUAAGGAGGCUGUACAGAAGUGGGAGGCUUUACAUUCGGCAUGA